AAGAAAUGCCUGGGAAUGUGUUUAUAGUUGAACUUUCUGUAAGUUUUCCUUAAAACUGCCAACUGAGCUGCCCACUGAGCUGAUACCAAGAGCACAGCAGAUCAAAGAGAAUGUUGUGUGUUGAACUCAAAACGGUCCCUGAGGAAACAAAUACCUUUUGGAUGAAAAGAAAAUGGAGAUGCGAUUAAAUGCUGCCCCUCAAAAAAAAAAAAAAAUGAAAACAAUGUACGAUGAUAAAAACAAUUUGCUAAAGUUAAGGCGUUAUUAACACGUUACCUUGGACAGGCCAUAAUGUAUAAAUAAUCAUUUAUUUUUUAACCUUGGCUCCUACCAGUUGUGACGUUGGACACAUCAUCAUGCAUGGACCCUGGGAUCCCGGUGAACGGUGUGCGGUACGGCCAUGACCUGGCCAUCGGGUCCACGGUGUCGUUCCAGUGUGAGCAGGGAUACCGGCUCAGUCAUGAGGAACCGCUGGUCUGUGGGAAAAACCACUGGUGGAGCCAUCCUCUGCCCACAUGUGACGCAUCGUGCGGUGGGGACGUGAGAGGACCUGGCGGUAUCAUUCUGUCUCCUGGAUAUCCAGAACUCUACCCCAACUCUCUAAACUGCACCUGGACGGUGGAGGUCGGACAUGGGAAAGGGGUCCAGUUCAUGUUCCAUUCCUUCCACUUGGAAGAUCACCAUGACUACCUCCUGAUCACCGAGAAUGGCAGCUUCGUCCUGCCUUUAGCUCGCCUCACUGGCUCCGAGCGCCCGGCGCCCGUCAACGCAGGCCUCUACGGGAACUACAAGGCUCAGCUUCGCUUCAUCUCUGACUUCUCUAUUUCCUUUCAAGGAUUCAACAUUUCUUUCUCAGAGUAUAAUCUGGAGCCGUGUGAGGACCCCGGGACCCCCAGGUUUGGCUGGCACACGGGCAUCAGCUUUGGCAUCGGAGACUCACUGGUUUUCUCCUGCAAUACCGGCUAUCGCCUGAAGGGGGCGAGGGAGAUCUGGUGCCUGGGAGGCGGUCGCCGCAUGUGGAGUGCCCCUCUGCCAAGGUGUGUGGCGGAGUGCGGCUCAACCGUUUCCAACAGCGAAGGAGUUGUGUUGUCGCCCAACUACCCACUGAACUACGACAACAGCCACGAGUGUGUCUACAGCAUUCAGGUGGAGACGGGAAAGGGCAUCAACGUCUCAGCAAGCACUUUCCAACUGGCACAAGGAGACAUUCUCAAGGUCUAUGAUGGAGGGGACAGUGCUGCUGCUGUUCUGGGUACCUACACCGGCUCCACCAUGUUAGGCCUGGUCCUCACCUCCACCUCCAAUCACCUGUGGCUGGAGUUCUACUCAGACCAGGAGCACACAGCAGGGGGCUUCAGACUCAGCUACUCCA
Oncorhynchus tshawytscha (Chinook salmon) is the source of this 1372-nucleotide messenger RNA. Its product is annotated as CUB and sushi domain-containing protein 3-like. Gene Ontology annotation, biological process: regulation of dendrite development. The annotation marks the transcript as partial. NCBI's taxonomy places the organism in Eukaryota, Metazoa, Chordata, Actinopteri, Salmoniformes, Salmonidae. The transcript is spliced from 6 exons. The record is from RefSeq and is a predicted model, not a curated record.